Messenger RNA from Xyrauchen texanus (razorback sucker), 855 nucleotides. RefSeq names its product F-box protein 36a (gene fbxo36a). The coding region runs from base 1 to 573 and encodes 190 amino acids. The record is from RefSeq and is a predicted model, not a curated record. Lineage: Eukaryota; Metazoa; Chordata; Actinopteri; Cypriniformes; Catostomidae. The transcript has 4 exons. Gene Ontology annotation, molecular function: protein binding.
AUGGCGUCUCUUUUGGGUGAAGUGUUGUUUGAAGCAGACGGACAGGGUACAGCUCCCUGUAAAGACUUCUACCAGAUUAUUAUCACACAUAAUGAGGUUAUAUGGAGGUGGUGGAAGAUUUCAAUUCGGUCUGAAUUCAGAGGGACACCACCUGGAGAGAUAAAACAGUCCUACAAUGACUUUUUGCAGGAUGACAGAUUGCAGGAGCAGGUAGGUGUGGUGUUUGGUCCCAGGACUCUGGAAUACAUUUUGGCUCUGUGCCAAGGACAUAUUAACUACCUAGAUCGUUUACCUGACCAGCUGCUCCUUAAGACCCUUUCCUACUUGUCCUGGCCUGACACUGGCCACCUCAGCCAAACCUCAAGCAGGUUUAGGAAGCUGUGUAACUCAGAGGAUUUCUGGAAGCAGAUGAUCCUGAGACAUUGUGACAUGAUAACAGAAGACAUGGAGAUGCUGGCGAAGGGCAUGGGCUGGAAGAACAUCUUCUUCAAGUUUUACUGUAAUGAAGAAGAGCAUGGCAGCACUGCCCAUCCCGCAGAAGAAGACAAACCCAGUACUGCUACAUCUCCAUGAACAAAUAAAUACAGUUCAUUCUCAAAGAAUCAAGACAAUCAGUAUUCAUUCAUUUAUCUAUUUCUGAGGCUUUUCUUGUUUGCAACUUCACUACAUUGAUUCAAUUGAAAUUCACUCAUAAUCUUGAGUGCUAUAAUGCCAAUGUUGUGUGUGUGUGUGUGUGUGUGUGUGUGUGUGUGUGUGUGUGUGUGUGUGUGUGUGUGAGCGUGUAUUUAUCACUUUGUGGGGACCAAAUGUCCCCAUAAGGAUAGUAAAACCAAAUAUUUUUGACCUUGUGGGGAC